Messenger RNA from Saprolegnia parasitica CBS 223.65, 1800 nucleotides. RefSeq lists its product as hypothetical. The transcript has a single exon. The coding region runs from base 1 to 1800 and encodes 599 amino acids. The record is from RefSeq and is a predicted model, not a curated record. Lineage: Eukaryota; Oomycota; Saprolegniomycetes; Saprolegniales; Saprolegniaceae.
AUGCACUCGAUCUCGUACGUCUCGGAAACGCAGCUCGUGACGAGCAUGAGCGAGGUCGACGACUUUGCUCGCGCCAAGAAGCCGGCCCCGCGCCGCUGGCGGUCCAAGCGCAUCCUCGGCCUUCUCGGCGCGCUCGUCCUUGUCGCCAUCGCUGUUGGCGUCGUCACGACGUUGUCUUCCGACGCGACGACGGCCACUGCGCUCCGUUCAGGCGCGACGACCUAUGGCAUGGCCAUUGGCUACGACACGUACCAAGCCGAUAAGAUCGACGCGCAUUUCGCAAAGAUCGCGACGCGCUUCUCGGCCGUCCGGUCGUUCCAGACAUGGCUGCCCAAGAACGACAACGUCAUUGACGCCGCCGCGCGCCACAACCUCUUCGUCUACGCAGGCAUCUGGCUGCGCCAAGGAGGCGACUUCGCCCGCGACGUCCAAGCCGCGAUCGACGGUGCGCGGCGACACCCGAGCACGGUCAAGGCUAUCUUUGUCGGCAACGAAGAGCUCUCCAACGGCUGGGGCCCCGACCAGCUCAUUCGCAGUAUCCACGAUGUGCGCGCCAGGUUCAUCGCCGCGGGGCUCGGACAUAUUCCAAUUGGGACCGUGCAGAUCGACGGCGACCUCCUAACCCACCCGCGGGUGGCCGACGUCUGCGACGUGGUCGGUGCCAACAUGCACGCCUUCUUCUCGAGUGCGCCGUACUCGAAUACGGAUCCGAUGCGCGACACCAGAGCCCGCUGGGAGGCGAUUGUCGCCAAGUUUGGCAGCAAGGCCGUCAUCACCGAGGUCGGAUGGCCCUUUGCGGGCGGCAGCUAUGGCUCGCACGUCGCGUCGUACGACAUGGCCGUCUCCUACUUUAACGCGUUCCGCGACUGGGUGCGCCAAGGCAACGGCGGGCCGCUGCCGGCGUACUUUAUGUUCCACGACAACCCGUCCAAAGGUGGGUUUGAAGCCCACUUUGGCCUGGCCGAUGGGAAUGCCAACUGGAAGUUGGAGUUGAAUGCACCCUCGACCGCACCCGUCCCGAUGAGUCCGACCGACCCUCAGUUUUUGCUGCAAACGGCGACGGGCUCGGUGAUCUACGAGAUGUACAAGCGCCUCUUUGCCUACGCCGAGUCGCCGUGCGCGAACGAGCGCUGGCGCUACAACCGCGCGACGAACCAGAUCGUCUCGAUCUCGAGCGGGCAGUGUCUCGACGCGUACCUUGCGAACGCCCGCUUCUACGUGCACGUUUGGCCCUGCGACGCGUCGAAUCGAAACCAACUGUGGACAAUUGAUGCAACGAGCAACAUCGUCAAGCACCGAGUUCACAACAAUCUGUGUCUUGACGUCGACCCGACCAAGGCCGACGCGUCGGUGCAGGUGUGGGCCUGCAACGGCGGCGCGAACCAGCAGAUCCGCGUGGUUCUCGACUUGCCGCGCCUCGGGCUACAAUCGCGACAGACGAAUACGGUGCUUGUGGGUACCAACGAGGACCGCGUUGCGUUCCGAAAUGUCAAGGGCGCCGCAAGCGCCGCGUGGACGUUGCUUCAGAGCAGAAACAUGCUGCUGCACGAGGCGAGCGGCAAGUGUCUCGACGGCUACGAGUUCAAGAACGGCGGCGCCGUGCAUCUCUGGCGCUGCGACGAGACCAACGCCAACCAAAAGUGGAUCUACGACAGCAACACGCUUCAACUCCGGCAUGGCACGCGCCCCGAGUUUUGCCUCGACAUGGGUCCGGCAGCAGGCGCGUCCCCCUACCUCUAUGCGUGUCAUGGCCAGAACGACCCGUACGUUUCGUUCCAGCAGUUUGCGCUCGUGCCCUAG